AUGGAAGCGGCUGAUGAUAAGGAUUCCCUGAUAUCCCGAUACAACGACUUCCAGGAAUUUGCAGCCAAAACAAUCACGCUGAAACUACUCGAGAAAUUGAAACCAGAAGAUAUAGUCGUGCUCUGUUCCUACAUUGCAACGCGCGACGCCCUGAGAAAGGCAUUGGAGGAAGCCCAAAUCCGAGUGCAUAAGAUUGAUGGCUUCCAAGGGAAAGAAGCCCCGAUUGUGAUCUUGAUCACCACAAGGGUAAUAUCGGAUCAAACUUCCGAAGAAUCAGCUCGAUUCUUCGAUGAUGAGCAGCGGAUUAGAGUGGCACUCUCACGAGCCAAAGAUGGCAUUAUAAUUUAA
Messenger RNA from Anisakis simplex (herring worm), 348 nucleotides. Lineage: Eukaryota; Metazoa; Nematoda; Chromadorea; Rhabditida; Anisakidae. The record is from the annotation of a GenBank genome assembly.